This is a messenger RNA of Hibiscus syriacus, 1140 nucleotides long. RefSeq names its product WAT1-related protein At1g68170-like. The record is from RefSeq and is a predicted model, not a curated record. NCBI's taxonomy places the organism in Eukaryota, Viridiplantae, Streptophyta, Magnoliopsida, Malvales, Malvaceae. Gene Ontology annotation, molecular function: transmembrane transporter activity. The transcript has 7 exons. Gene Ontology annotation, cellular component: plasma membrane. Bases 1 to 1140 code for a protein of 379 amino acids.
AUGGAGCAGAUAUUGCAUGGGUUGAAGACUGCAAUGUUGAUGGUGGUGGUUCAAAUAGUGUUUGCAGGUGUUAAUGUGUUGUAUAAAUUGGCAGUUUGUGAUGGAAUGAGCAUGAAGGUUACGGUUGCCUAUCGCUUCAUAUUUGCCUCCGCUCUUAUGAUCCCUCUUGCUCUCCUUGUUGAAAGGAAGAGGCCAAAGCUAACUUGGACUAUACUACUUCAAGCAUUUUUCUGUGGGUUACUCGGGGGCUCAGUGGCUCAAAAUUUGUACAUAGAAGCCAUGGCACUAACGUCAGCAACAUUUGUUUCUGCCAUAACCAAUCUAAUUCCAGCCAUAACUUUCAUUGUGGCCGUCACCAUUGGAUUGGAAAAGGUGGGUUUUGGAACAAUGGCAGGGAAGGCAAAGGUGUUCGGAACAUUAAUUGGACUAGGCGGGGCAAUGAUAUUCACCUUCUUCAAAGGACCCAGAAUUGAGAUGGGAUCGGUCCAUUUAGAUCUAUUACGUCACCUACACCAUGUGCCUUCUUCUUCUUCUUCUUCGUCUAAUUCACAUCCAAGCACUGCCCAUCAUGUAUUGGGAGCUUUGCUUGCUCUUGCCAGCUGUACUUGUUAUGCUAUAUGGUUGAACAUUCAGACGAAGAUGAGCGAGAAAUACCCAUGUUAUUACUCGAGCACAGCAUUGACAUGCACAAUGGCAGCCAUACAAACAACUGCUCUUGCACUUUGCGUGGAAAAAGAUUGGAGUCGGUGGAAAUUGGGUUGGAAUGUCAGGCUUCUCACUGUUGCCUAUGCGGGAAUCUUCGGGUCCGGGUUGAUGAUUAGCUUGAUCUCUUGGUGUGUGCGCAUGAGAGGUCCGCUUUACGCAUCCAGUUUCAGCCCUUUAUCGCUCGUUUUAGUAGCUUUAGCAGGCGCUUUCUUUCUCGAAGAAAAGUUGUAUCUCGGAAGCAUAAUAGGAGCAGUGUUGGUUGUGGUGGGACUAUACAUUGUGCUGUGGGGAAAAGGCCAAGAGAUGAAGAGAAUGAAUCAAUUAGUUUCAUCAAACAAAAACUGUUCCAACAAUGGAGCUAUUCAAGUUGUCGUUGCUCCUUGCGCCGACAACACUUCUACCAUUAAUAACAACGACGACAAUAGUAAGCAUUAA